Messenger RNA from Rhinocladiella mackenziei CBS 650.93, 978 nucleotides. RefSeq lists its product as uncharacterized. The record is from RefSeq and is a predicted model, not a curated record. Bases 1 to 978 code for a protein of 325 amino acids. The transcript has a single exon. Lineage: Eukaryota; Fungi; Ascomycota; Eurotiomycetes; Chaetothyriales; Herpotrichiellaceae.
AUGCCUCGACGACCCCCAUCCGACACUUUCACACGCUUCACUUCGACGACACCACACGCAAUGCAACGACCCGCAACAACAGCUACAUUCCAAUACCAGCCGGCCUCUCGACCAGCAGCUGACCGGCAACCCUCACCUUCCUCAUCUUCCUUCCAAUCUCCCGGCCACUCCCGCGGUCCUCCCGGCGAAACACCCCUCGAACGAGUCGAGCGUCUGCGUGCCGAAGCCCGCGCUGCUAAAGAAGCGGCCAACUACUCGCCGAUCGAACAACUGAUCGGCGCGGGCCGCCGCUGGGCCGACCGCGCCCACCGCUUCACCGCAUACGGCCUGAUCCUUUUCGCGGGUCUUUCGACAGUGGUAGCGGCCUACGGCACCGUAUCUCUCGUCGCACAUAAUCGACGACAAAAACGCGCGUGGAUCGAGCGGGAACUCGACCGACUAGACGAAGCGAGAGCGGCGUUUCUACGCGGCGAGGCAAACGCGGAGCAAUUGCAUUUACUCGAGCAGGAGAGGGCGGGGGAGGAGAUCGAAAGGCAACGUAUGCGGGAAGUCGAAAGGAAGAGGAGCGAAAGUUAUUGGAGCAAAUUCAAGGGGAUGGUGGGCGCGCAGACGGCAAAAGGAGAUAUGGGAGUGGAGACGGAGGAGGAGAGACAGCAAAGAGAAGCAAGGAAGAUGAGACGACAGAAGAUGAAAGAAGAGGGAUGGAUUGAGGGUGAGGUUCAGGCGGUGGCGGUGGCUCCGAGUGGGAUCAAAGGGGUCGGUGUGGAUUCCAAGGGACGACCCGUUCCAGCGAAUACAGUCGAAUAUGUGGUGAACAAAGUUGAAGGUGAGAGGAGGACUGGAGAGAAAGAAGUCACGGCACGGAGUGGCAUUACGGGUGGUCCGUUGGAUGUGAUGGCCGACAAUGUGAAGGAGGCCGUAACACCCUCGACAGAGAGUCGAGGCUGGCUCAGCUGGAUCCGAGGCAGCAAAUCCUAG